AUGAGUUCUGAAUACACAACUGAAACAGGCGAUACUGGCUAUACUGAAAGCGGAGAUACUGAAAAACAAGAAACAGAAACACCAGCCGAAUCAACACAAGAAAAUGAAACAACAGAAGAAAACGAAAAUCCAAAUCCAGAAGAAAAUGCCAAUACGGAAGAAAAAGAUCCUGAACAGGAACAAGAAAAGGAACCAGAACAAGAGGCUGAAAAAGAACCAGAGCCUGAACCGCAGCCCGAGCCAGAACCCGAACCUGAACCAGAUCCAUUAGAAGGACUUUGUUAUCAAGAUGAUCCAAAGCAACCAUUAAACCCAUACGGAAAUAAGUAUUAUUGGGAAGCACGUUAUAGGCAUGAUUCAACACCUCUUGAGUGGUAUCAUAAUAACGAAGCUUUUAAUGAAAUUUUUGAAGAAUUUGUUAAUAAGCAAAUGAAAGUACUUGUAAUAGGUAAUGGAAAUUCAGAAUUACCUGUUUAUUUACAAGAAAAGGGUGUUGAACAAAUCGAAGCUAUUGAUUUUUCGUCUUUCAUUACAAAACAAAUGAAAAAAGCACAUAAAGAUAAAGAAGGUAUUACAUUCAAAGAGAUGGAUGUCCGCGAAAUGAAGUAUCCAGCAGGCGAAUUUAUGUCUAUUUUGGAUAAAGGAUGCCUUGAUUGUGUUAUGUAUCUUGGAAUUGAACAAGUCAAUCAGGCUUUAUCAGAAAUAUCAAGAGUUCUUAAAAAGAGAGGUGUUUAUAUUUGCAUUACUACACAUCGCGAACAAGUAAUGAGAAAGAUCCUUGAUAAUCCAGCAGGUCUUUUACUUGAACUUGAAACUGUUAAAACAAUAGAGAAACCGCUUCCGUCCGACACGCCAAUUUAUGUUUAUAUUCUUCGUAAAAUUGGCAAGCUUCUUACAUAA
Molecule: messenger RNA, 900 nt
Organism: Trichomonas vaginalis G3
Lineage: Eukaryota; Parabasalia; Trichomonadida; Trichomonadidae
Product: methyltransferase protein
Exons: 1
Coding region: 1-900 (299 amino acids)
Molecular function (GO): S-adenosylmethionine-dependent methyltransferase activity
Source: RefSeq, a predicted model, not a curated record